AUGCUCCUGACGUGGGAUUUGCCAACAUUUGCAAUCACAAAUCCAGAAUCGCAGUCGCGUCAAGAAACGCCUGGAGAGAAUGUUUCGGGAACUGAUAAUCCACUAGAUGCUCCUGCGUCUCCGAAGCCUCAGAACACCGAUGGCGAGCCCGAAGACGAGGAGAUGGGUGGCACGGAAACCGAGACGAAGAAGGAAAAUGAAGGUGAAGAGGCGACCCAUGGUGCUGCUGCCUCUGCUGGUGGAGAAGGAGCUGGCGAGGACCAGCCCGCGCAAAAGUCAUCUAUCGAAGCCUCCGCGCGUUCACAUCUCGUUUCGCAAACACAUGCUAUCAUCCUGCCCAGUUACUCGACGUGGUUCGAUAUGCACACCAUCCACCCCAUCGAAAAGAAGGCUCUCGCAGAGUUCUUCAACGGCAGAAACCGGAGCAAAACCCCCGCGGUCUACAAAGAUUACCGUGACUUCAUGAUCAACACCUAUCGCCUCAACCCCAUCGAGUAUCUGACGGUAACGGCGUGCCGCCGUAACCUGGCUGGAGAUGUUUGCGCGAUCAUGCGUGUCCACUCUUUCCUUGAGCAAUGGGGUCUGAUUAACUAUCAGGUCGACCCCCAAACGCGCCCAUCCAACAUCGGACCUCCCUUCACUGGACAUUUUCGCGUUAUCGCGGACACUCCCCGCGGUCUUCAGCCUUUCCAGCCUGGCCCGAACCAUUUCGUCAAGCCAGGCAAGCCUCUUGCAGCUACUGACCGUGCUGCUUCGGCUACGCCCGCGUCCAAGGCUGAUCUGAACCUGGAGAUCCGGCGCAACGUCUAUGACGAUAAGGGCAAGGAGGUCACCCCUGCCGCCGAGGACAAGGAAAAGCAGACGAACGGAGAUGGUUCCCCUGCUAACGGGACCACGGGUGAAUCGGCGACCAAAGCGAUGGAGAGCGCGUCCAAGGAACCUAAGAGGAAGUUCAACUGUUUCUCCUGCGGGAUCGACUGCACCCGCCUUCGUUUCCACUACGCCAAGUCGACGCCGGCGACCGCAAACGCGGCCUCAGAUUCGAAAUACGAUCUUUGCCCGAACUGUUUCCUGCAGGGCCGGAUGCCCUCUAGCCAUAACGCGUCCGACUUCGUCAAGCUUGAAGAUAGCGGCUACUCGAUCGCUUCCGAUAAGGAGGCCCCCUGGUCCGAUUCCGAACUCGUCCUCCUGCUUGAAGGCCUGGAGAACUUUGACGAUAACUGGGAGCAGAUUGCCAACCACGUUGGCACCCGGACAAAGGAGGAAUGUGUGAUGAAGUUCCUGCAACUCGAAAUCGAGGACAAGUAUGUUGAAGACAUUCCCGAUGUGCGGGCGGGCGGCCGUGACCCCAUCAGCCAAGCCGAGAACCCGGUUCUGUCGGUGGUCGCCUUCCUGGCGCAGAUGGCCGAGCCCGCUGUGGCUGCGGCGGCGGCUGGCCGUUCUGUGGAAGAAAUCCGCAAGGAGCUUCGAAAGCAACUCGACAAGGUCCCUGAGUCUGACAAGAGUCAGGAGAAGGGCAAGGAGAAGGAAGGCACUGCGGAUGUCAAGACCGAGGACUCUAUGGAUGUGGACGCCUCGACCCGCGAGGAACCUGCUGGUGAGGUUGUGGAGGCCGAAAAACAGCCCAAGGCGUCUCUGCCCACCGUGGCUCUCGCCGCUUCUGCUGCACGCGCCGGUGCCCUCGCUUCCCACGAAGAGCGCGAGAUGACUCGCUUGGUCUCUGCCGCUGUCAACGUCACGCUCCAGAAGUUCGAGCUCAAGCUGCAGCAGUUCAACGAGAUGGAGGAGAUCAUCGAGGCCGAGCGCCGCGAGCUCGAGCUUGCGCGCCAGCAGCUCUUCCUCGACCGCAUGGCCUUCAAGAAGCGGGUCAAGGAAGUCCAGGACACCCUCCAGAGCGUCAGCCUGAGAGGUCCGGGCGAGGAGACGAACAACAUGAUUGCCGACGCCGCCACUGCUGGUCUUGGAAACCGCUAUAACUUCCAACCUGUCGGCGAUAUGAGAGCGGAUGUGCAGCCGUUGAGCGCCGAGACGGGUGCCGACUACAAGACUCUUGACCUGUGA
Molecule: messenger RNA, 2061 nt
Organism: Aspergillus terreus NIH2624
Lineage: Eukaryota; Fungi; Ascomycota; Eurotiomycetes; Eurotiales; Aspergillaceae
Gene: rscE
Product: putative RSC complex subunit (RSC8)
Exons: 3
Coding region: 1-2061 (686 amino acids)
Biological process (GO): positive regulation of DNA-templated transcription
Cellular component (GO): SWI/SNF complex
Molecular function (GO): DNA binding; histone binding
Source: RefSeq, a predicted model, not a curated record